Acomys russatus (golden spiny mouse) is the source of this 1442-nucleotide messenger RNA. It is a transcript of the gene Enkur, whose product is annotated as enkurin, TRPC channel interacting protein. The transcript is spliced from 5 exons. Gene Ontology annotation, cellular component: acrosomal vesicle. NCBI's taxonomy places the organism in Eukaryota, Metazoa, Chordata, Mammalia, Rodentia, Muridae. The record is from RefSeq and is a predicted model, not a curated record. Bases 378 to 1145 code for a protein of 255 amino acids. Gene Ontology annotation, molecular function: calmodulin binding.
CAAAAGGAGAAUGUUGGGGACCGGGGACACUGUUCUCAUGCCGUCUUUCCCAAAGACGCAGGAACGCCUUUAUCUUUACGAAUGGCUCAGGCAGGAGGAGUUACAAAAAGGAACCAAAGAGAACCAGCCUGGCACUGUCCUGUUUCCUAGCAACGGUUGCCACAGCAACCACGUGGUCAACAACGCUAAGCAGCCCCAAGAGGAGCAGGAUAUUUUCUCCUGAAAGGGGGCUGCUACUAAAGAGUCAAGGGAGAUUAUAUGAAAGAAAGAUUUUAGUUCCUUAAUAAGUAAGCAAGAAAAGGAAAAUCGGUGAGAGGAGUAGACAGUGGGAUAGUGAGCCAAAAGUCGAGUGGUUGUUAAGGAAUUCCUUGGUGGCCAUGAAUCUACCCUGCACUUCCGAGAGUAUUUAUAACCUCAUCCCCAGUGACUUGAAGGAGCCGCCCCCGCCUCCUAGGUAUACAUCGGUGUUUACAUCGUCCGUGAAAGAUGACCUGAAGAAAUUCAAGACUGCAAUGAAAACGAUGGGGCCUGCAAAGGUUGAAGUGCCUUCCCCGAAGGAUUUUCUGAAGAAGCAUUCCAAGGAAAAACCACUACCACCUAAAACAAAGUUUAAUAGGGAUGUUCCCAAGAAGCCUGCAGUGCCCUUGAGGACCGAUCAUCCAAUUAUGGGAAUACAGAGUGGAAAAAACUUCAUAAACACAAAUGCAGCUGAUGUCAUCAUGGGCGUGGCCAGAAAGCCCAAGCCGAUUUAUGUUGACAAAAGAACUGGAGAUAAGCAUGAUCUGGAAACCUCAGGACUACUGCCCAAGUACAUCAAUAAAAAGGAUUACGGCAUCACGCCUGAAUACAUCUGCAAGCGAAAUGAGGAUGUGAAGAAAGCCCAAGAAGAGUACAAUAAAUAUGUUCAGGAGAACCUUAAAAAAGCGGCCAUGAAGAGACUUUCUGAUGAAGAAAGGGAGGCGGUGCUGCAGGGCCUGAAGAAGAACUGGGAAGAGGUGCACAAAGAGUUCCAGUCCCUCUCGGUCUUCAUCGACUCCAUACCAAAGAAGAUUCGAAAGCAGAAGCUGGAAGAAGAGAUGAGGCAGCUGGAACACGACAUCAGCGUCAUCGCGAAGCACAAGGUCAUCUAUAUCGCCAACAAGUGAGCGCUCUGUGGCAGGGCAGAGACAGAAUCAGAGGAAGAGAAACCAAGACACCACGGAGGACACCAAACCAAAGCCACUCGUGCGCUGUGAAGAGCAUAAAAAGUUUUCACUGAAAAUGUAGGCAACGUUGAAAGAAAAAAAUGCAAUUAUUCAUUUGUUCUACAGAAAAGCGUCUCCUCCGGUGUCACAGUUCUACUUAUAAACGAAUCGUUAAAAUUAGAAGCUGGACCCUAGGUCUGUAUUCUAGAAUGUAUCACUGCGUGUGCUUUGGCCCUAAAAAAUAAAAACAUUUAGCAU